AAAGAAGAAGAAAAACUGCAAUCUGAUUCGCACUAUAUAAACAAACUGUAAGCUUAAGGUCUCUCAAAACAUAUAUCGAUCAUACGGAGGUAGAGGACGCUGAGAACGGAGAAUCCUAAAUCGUAGCUCGUCACCGUAAGCUUACUUCUCUCUGCUUCGUUUCGCGGCGGUUAUUAGGGUUUAAUCUCGUCGGCGUUUUGAAAGUUCUUCGAUUAGAUCAGAUUUGUGGUUAACAUUGUUUAUCUGUUUGAUCUUGAAUCCUUGGGUUUUGGUGAUGGCGAACUUGGGAGAGAAGAUUGAUCCUAAGUCCUCUGGAGAUAGAAUUGCUAAGGGAAGGCCUCUGGAGCGUGAUGAUACAGUUUCUGAUCGGCAGAGCAAGAGACGUUGUAUUAGAGAUGAUGAUGUGGUUUAUCAGCCCAAGACUAAGGAGACAAGGGAUGCUUAUGAGGCUAUGAUUGGCCUUAUUCAGCAGCAUCUGGGUGGGUGGCCUUUGGAUAUUGUUAGUGGUGCCGUAGAUGAGAUCUUGGCUCUUCUCAAUAACGAUGCAGUCAAUAACCCCUGAAAAGAAAUUGGAGAUUCAGAAGCUUCUAAAGCCUAUACCUGAGGAGAUGAAUCAGGUUUUUGAUCAGCUUGUUUCCUUUGGGAAAUUGAUCACCGACUUUGGUGUGGCUGUUGAGUUUGAGGAGGACGAAGAAGAGAGUGAUUCUGAUAUAGCCCAGGAUGAAGAACUUCAGGAAACUGGAGGUAUGCAGGUGGAUGCAGGGGAGGGCACGAGUCUGAACGUUCAGGAUAUUGAUGCAUACUGGCUCCAGAGAGAAACAGCGAUAGAGAGGGAGGAGAACCUGCUGAAAAGUCUUUAUGAAGCAGCCCGGCGUUUGAAGGACAGAACUGUUGCUGAUAGAGAUUUAGAAAGUGGUUGGUUCAAGGGUCAGCGUCAGAUGCUGGACCUGGAGAGCUUGGCUUUUGACCAAGGUGGUUUCCUGAUGGCGAAUGAGACGUGUGUCCUUCCACCUGGCUUCUACAGAAGUCGUGGCGAGGGAUAUGAUGAACUUAACGUCCCAUGGGUUUCUAAAAAGGUGGAUAUCAAUGAGAAGCUUGUGAAGAUCACGGAGAUGCCAGCUUGGGCUCAACCGGCUUUUAAGGGAAUGCAACAGUUGAACAGUGUUCAGAGCAAAGUAUAUGAGACCGCACUAUUUAAGGAAGAUAACAUUCUUCUUUGUGCUCCAACCGGUGCUGGGAAAACCAAUGUUGCCAUGCUCACCAUUCUCCAGCAAAUCGGAUUCAAUAAGAAGGGUGAUGGAACAUAUAACCAUGGAAAUUACAAAAUUGUCUAUGUUACACCCAUGAAAGCCCUUGUUACUGAGGUAGUCAGUAACCUGUCUUAUCGUCUGAAGGAUUAUGGAGUUACUGUGAAGGAACUCAGUGGGGAUCAGUCUCUUAGUGGGAAAGAAAUUGAGGAGGCCCAGUUAAUUGUUACCACACCAGAAAAGUGGGAUAUCAUCACCAGGAAGUCUAGUGAUAUCCAGCUUGUGAGACUUGUUAUUAUCGAUGAAAUCCAUCUUCUUCAUGAUAAUAGAGGGCCUGUGCUUGAAAGCAUUGUCGCUAGAACUCUUAGACAGAUUGAUACCAUGAAGGAGAAUAUUCGCUUGGUGGGUUUGUCAGCUACACUGCCAAAUUAUGAAGAUGUGGCCUUAUUUUUGCGGGUUGAUCUUAAGAAAGGGUUAUUUAAGUUCGACCGCAGCUACAGACCAGUGCCUCUUGGUCAGCAGUAUAUUGGAAUCAGUGUGCAAGAACCGUUGCAGAAGUUCCAGAUGAUGAAUGAUCUUUGUUAUCAGAAAGUGUUGGCUGGUGCUGGAAAGCACCAGGUUCUUAUUUUUGUUCAUUCGAGGAAGGAGACAGCAAAAACUGCAAAAUCAAUAGUGGAGAAUGCAAUGGCUAACGAUACCGUCAGCAGAUUCUUGAAAGAAGAUAGUGCAAGUCGUGAAGUUCUUCUGAGUCAGAUUGAACUUACUAAGAAUGGUGAUCUGAAAAAACUUCUACCUUACGGUUUUGCUAUUCAUCAUGCUGGGCUAACAAGGGGUGAUCGGGAGAUAGUUGAGGCACUUUUUGGUGAAGGGCAUGUGCAAGUCUUGGUUUCCACAGAAACUCUCGCAUGGAGUGUGAAUUUGCAUGCUCAUACUGUCAUAAUCAAAGGAACCGAGGUCUAUAAUCCUGAGAAAGGGGCGUGGAUGGAACUCACUCCCCUGGAUGUUAUGCAGAUGCUUGGUCAUGCUGGAAGACCUCAGUAUGAUCAAUAUGGGGAAGGUAUAAUUAUCACUAGCUACAGCAAGGUGCAGUUUUAUCUUUCUUUGAUGAAUGAGCAACUACCUAUUGAAAGCCAGUUUAUUUCAAAACUUGCUGAUCAGCUUAAUGCUGAAAUUGCGCUUGGAACGGUUCAGAAUGCUAGAGAGGCUUGCCAUUGGCUUGGCUAUACGUAUCUAUAUUACCGUAUGGUUCGUAAUCCAACGCUUUAUGGGUUAGCGCCUGAUGUCCUUGCAAAAGACGUAGUGUUGGAGGGAAGAAGAGCUGACCUGAUACACUCAGCUGCUACUAUCUUGGACAAAAACAACUUGGUUAAGUAUGACAGGAAAAGUGGAUGUUUCCAAGUUACUGAUCUGGGAAGGAUUGCUAGCUACAACUGUGUAAGUCAUGGGACCAUAGUUACGUACAAUGAGCUUUUGAAGCCAACGAUGGGUGCUAUAGAUCUUUAUCAUCUGCUAUCACUGAGUGAGGAGUUCAAGUAUGUGACUAUUGGGCCAGAUGAGAAGAUGGAACUGGCGAAACUUUUGGGUCGUGUCAUGGUUCCGAACAAGGAAACUCUGGAGGAGCCCAGUGCAAAGAUUAAUGUUUUGUUACAGGCAUACAUUUCACAGCUUAAGCUUGAGAGUCUUUCUUUGACAUCAGACAUGGUUUUUAUAGGUCAGAACGCUGGACGUCUUGUACGAGCUCUCUAUGAAAUUGUAUUGAAACGCGGAUGGGUUCAACUGGCUGAGAAAGCUCUGAAAAUGGUUGGGAGGAUUACUAGAAAAAAAAAAAAAUUAGGCUAUUUGCUAUUGACUCUAGAUCAGCAGAUUACUGGUACCUUGUUUCUAGUUCUGUCAACUAGCAUCUCAAGCGACUUGAUUUAAGCGUAUUUGUGUUGUUGGCGCAAUAACCUCGUGGAACUUUCCCUUAGCCAUGAUUACUCGGAAAGUCUUGCUUUGUUGUACCUUUUCAGUUUACCUUCUCUUUUAUAGAACCUGUCUAGUAUACUGUAUACUAUCCCAGUAGAUUAUGUUUUUUCAUUAGAUUUGAUGUGGAUGGUUGACGGCAAUGCAGGUUAGCCCUGCUCUUACUUCUGGAUGCACAGUCGUGUUGUUAAACCAUCUGAACUUACGCCCCUAACAGCACUUGCUGCGACUGAAUUUGCACUCCGGUAAAGUAUGACUUUAGGCUUGAACCAUAUAUCCCACCAGGAUCUCUGGUCUAAUCAAUUUUGAUACCCUCAUGUCAGGGAGAUGACCUGAUAAUUUGUAGAUUUCGAACACGUAGUCUUUCCUUUAUAACAUAAUCUGGUUUUAUCAACCCAUCUCCAAAUGCUUGUAUUGUCAUGAAUGUGGCUACUACUAAUCUGAUGUGUGACUAUUGUGGCUGGAAGGAUAGUUUUUAAUGAUGUUCCUUAUGUCAUCAAGAACUCUCUGACCAGACCAAUUCUUUGCAGCUGUUUUGAGUUUUUUUUGUAUGAUUCGUUUACAUGUAUUUUCAACAGGGUGUUUUCUAAUCAUCUCUGUGUACUUUCUGAUAUUUGUAUCUUUGCCAUUUGUAGUUAGUGAUUCAUGAUAAGUAACCAUAUUAAUUGACUGCUUUGUUUCUUUGUAUGAUGGCAGCUGCUGCAUCUACUGCAAGAAGGUAUGCUUAAGCCACAAUGUCAUGUUAUUUGAAAUUUUGAAAUAUAUCCUCCAGAUCAAAUAUUGCUGGUACCUCUUUUUUCCAUGGUGUAGGUUUCUCUAGAACUUGGCGGCAAUGCACCCUCCAUAAUAUUUGAUGAUGCAGACCUGGAUGUUGCAGUAAAAGCAACGGAAUAGUGGCCAGACAUGUGUUUGUGCGAACAGAGUACUUGUGCAAGAUGGUACAGCGCACACCCCUAUGGAUCUUGCAUCUAGUAUCAAUUAGUAUUUUUUUUUUCCACAGGUAUAUAUGAUAAAUUUGCUGAGGCUUUUUCUUAAGCAGUACAAAAAUUAGAAGUAGGAGAUGGCUUUAAGGAGGGGACACCCAGGUCCACUUAUAAACGGUGCAUUAAUUCAAAAGGUAGUCAUUCGUACAAGAUGCUGUUUCCAACAGAGCAAAAAUCAUUCUCGGCGGCAAAAGGCACAGUCUAGGGAUGACUUUUUAUGAGGCUCUACUGUUAUCCGUGAUCAUGUCUAUGCAAGUUCUGAAAGAUUCACAUAAUUUCAGUGUUUUAGCUUUUUGUCUCUAAAGAAUGAAGUUGAAGCAUCUAGUGUUCUUCGCAUUUGUUUCUUAGGAAGGAGAUUUUCGGACCAGUAGCUCCCCUUAUUCGGUUCAUAACCGAGAAGGAAGCUGUCAGAAUCGCUAAUGACACUAUUGCAGGACUUGCUGCUUAUAUAUUCACAAACAGUGUCCAAUGAUCGUGGCGUGUCUCUGAAGCACUUGAGUACGGGCUUGUAGGGGUGAACGAAAGGACUCAUAUCAACAGAAGCAAGACCAGAAAUGGAAGAAUCAAAUUUUUGAAAAUUAGUCAUUCAUUUGGUCCAGUGUCGUCCCACAAUUUGGGGUGGCCUAAAGCAUUAAAAAAAUUGUGUGGCCUAUUAUAUUAUAUACCAAUAAUAUAUAGUAAUACACUAACACCAAAUCAGUACAAAAGUGUAAGAAAUAAUCAAAUGGUUAAAAUAAAAACUAUAUUGGACAAAAGGAGGAUAGUUCUCCUAACUCAA
Molecule: messenger RNA, 4970 nt
Organism: Brassica rapa (field mustard)
Lineage: Eukaryota; Viridiplantae; Streptophyta; Magnoliopsida; Brassicales; Brassicaceae
Product: DExH-box ATP-dependent RNA helicase DExH12
Cellular component (GO): nucleus
Molecular function (GO): ATP hydrolysis activity; nucleic acid binding; ATP binding
Source: RefSeq, a predicted model, not a curated record